AGAGGUUCGCGGCCGCGCCGUCGCGGCGGGGGCCGGCUGCGCCAAGCGCCCCACUCUGAGAUGGCGAGGCUCAUGCGGUCGUGCCUGCUGGCCGCGGCGGCCUACGCGGCCCUCGCCGCCCUCGCGGCGCUGCGGGUGCCGACCUCGGCCGCCUUCCUCGCGGCCGCCCCCGCCGCGGGCCGCCGCGAGGCGCUGCAGGGGGCUGCCGCGGCGGCGGCGGCGGCGCUGGGAGGGCAGGCCGCGCUUGCGGACUUCCAGGGCGAGCCCGUCACCUGCAUGAAGCGGUACGGCCCCGCCAUCAUCAAGCUGCAGAGCGCCGUGGACUCUGGGGACAUGAAGUCCGUCCUGGCCAAGGAGAACAAGUUCAAGAUGCUCAACACGUACUGGCGCAACCAGCCGAAGGACUUUGCGCAGCAGACCGAGAUCUCCGAGGACCUCCUGGACGCCGCCGCGGACGGCCAAACAGACAAGGUGAAGACGCUCUAUGCCAAGUACAUGGAGAAGUCGGAGCUGAAGUCUUUUGCCAACCUCCCCCCGGCCAGGCAGUACCACAUGACGAACCGCGACGCCUCCAUGGGUAAGCGCUGAUGCGGGGACGCGCAGCACGUCCUGGCAAGUAGAUGUUGAAGCGUUUUUAGAGAGACGAGGCGUCUUGUAACGGCCCUCGCUUCGCAAUGAAUAUCAACCCAUUCCUCCUCGUUCUGACUGUGAUGCUCCUCCGCCCGGUCCUCUCCGCUGCUGCUCCUCGUCCUCACCCGAUCCGAUCCCGGUGCGCCCGGAUACCCGUCGAGGGCCCAGAGCCGACCUCCUUGUG
Molecule: messenger RNA, 814 nt
Organism: Prorocentrum cordatum
Lineage: Eukaryota; Dinophyceae; Prorocentrales; Prorocentraceae
Source: the annotation of a GenBank genome assembly